Molecule: messenger RNA, 3164 nt
Organism: Capsella rubella
Lineage: Eukaryota; Viridiplantae; Streptophyta; Magnoliopsida; Brassicales; Brassicaceae
Product: B3 domain-containing transcription repressor VAL1
Exons: 12
Coding region: 390-2816 (808 amino acids)
Molecular function (GO): zinc ion binding; DNA binding
Source: RefSeq, a predicted model, not a curated record
UUUAAUUUCACAUCGAAAAAUUAAAAAAAAACUAUAAAAUAUAAACAAAAUCACACCAAAAAAUAGAAAAAAACCUCGUUGCCUUCUUCUUCGCCGUUACAGUCCUCUUCUUCCUCUUCAAUUCGCCGUCAAAAAUCUUCUCUUUUUUCUAUUCCCGCCGGUGUUUUCACACUCCUUUCUCCACAAUCCUCUGAUCUCUCUCUCUACAUGGCUUCGAUUUCGACCCAUCAACGUCGAUGCAUGUUCAUGACUAAAGUCUAAUCUUUUCAAUUUCAUCGAUUUCACCAAUUCACGUCGAUUUCAUCUCCGAUUCGUUGUUGUAGCUCUUCGUGGUGACUUAGGGUUUUAAGAUUUUGGGAUUGGGAUUCGAAAAUCGAGGUGGGUUUGUGAUGUUUGAAGUCAAAAUGGGGUCAAAGAUGUGCAUGAACGCUUCAUGUGGUACGACCUCCUCUGUUGAAUGGAAGAAAGGUUGGCCUCUUCGAUCUGGUCUCCUUGCUGAUCUCUGUCAGCGUUGCGGAUCUGUAUAUGAGAGUUCUACGUUCUGUGAAAAAUUCCAUAAGGACCAAUCUGGUUGGAGGGAAUGCUAUUUGUGCAACAAGAAACUACAUUGUGGAUGCAUUGCUUCUAAGGUCAUGAUUGAGCUUAUGGACUAUGGUGGUGUUGGUUGUAGUACUUGUGCUUGCCGCCAGAAACUCAAUUUCAACAAUAGUGGUGAGAAUCCAGGUGUGUUUAGCAGAUUGCCAAUGAAAUCGUUAGCUGAUAGGCAAUAUGUAAAUGGCGAAAGUGGGAUGAAUAUUGAAGGAGGAAGAAACGAAGCUGAUCUCUUUUCUCAACCCCAGAGAUGUGAGUCUCAGCCAUUAGUCAUGGGUGGGGAUAAAAGAGAGGAGUUCAUACCUCAUCGUGGGUUUGGUAAUCUUAUGAGUUCAGAAAAUACCAACACUGGAUUUAGGCUAGAUGCUGUGGAAAUGCAUGAAUCGUCACCGGCACAGCCAUCUUUGAACAUGGGUUUGUCAGUACUUCCAUAUAGCCCAUCUUUUUCAACCGAGGGUAUCGAGGGAAAGAAACACAUUGGUGCUUCUCAGUCAAACAUGGUCCAUUGCUCUGCCUCCAACAUUCUGCAAAAGCCAUCAAAACCUGCUAUGUCAACUCCUCCCGUGGCUAGUAAAUCUGCUCAGGCGAGGAUUGGAAGGCCUCCUGUCGAAGGGCGAGGGAAAGGCCAUUUACUUCCGAGGUAUUGGCCAAAAUAUACAGAUAAAGAGGUUCAGCAAAUCUCGGGAAACUUGAAUUUGAACAUUGUACCUCUUUUUGAGAAAACUCUGAGUGCCAGUGAUGCUGGUCGCAUUGGUCGACUAGUUCUUCCAAAAGCCUGUGCAGAGGCAUAUUUUCCUCCAAUUAGUCAAUCUGAAGGCAUUCCUUUGAAAAUCCAAGAUGUGAAGGGUAAGGAGUGGACGUUCCAGUUCAGAUAUUGGCCUAAUAACAACAGUAGAAUGUAUGUCUUAGAAGGUGUCACUCCUUGCAUACAGUCCAUGAUGCUACAGGCUGGUGAUACAGUAACUUUCAGUCGUGUUGAUCCUGGCGGAAAACUAAUCAUGGGUUCCAGGAAGGCAGCCAAUGGUGGAGACAUUCAGAGUUGUGGUCUCACUAACGGUACUUCAACUGAGGACACAUCAUCAUCUGGCGUUACAGAGAACCCACCAUCGAUAAAUGGUUCCUCGUGUCCCUCACUAAUACCGAAAGAAUUGAAUGGUAUGCCUGAAAAUCUGAGCUCACCUUAUGGUGGUAAUGGCAUAAAGAAUGAGAAUAACGGGGUCAGGGUAGCUGAUGAUCCUACACGAGUUAAAGAAAAGAAGAGAACUCGAACCAUUGGGACCAAAACUAAGAGACUACUUUUGCAUAGUGAAGAAUCUAUGGAGCUGAGAAUCACCUGGGAAGAAGCUCAGGACUUGUUUCGUCCCUCCCCCAGUGCAAAGCCUACCAUUGUCGUUAUUGAGGGGCAUGAAUUUGAAGAAUUUGACGAACCUCCUGUCUGUGGAAAGAAGACCAUAGUCACUACAAAACCUUCAGGCGAACAAGAACGAUGGGCAGCUUGUGAUGACUGCUCUAAAUGGAGAAGGUUACCUGUCAAUGCUCUUCUUUCCUUAAAAUGGACAUGUAUAGACAAUGUUUGGGACGUGAGCAGGUGUUCAUGUUCUGCACCGGAGGAGAGUCUGAAGGAACUUGAGAAUGCUCUUAAAGCAGGGAGAGAGUACAAGAAGAGAAGAACUGGGGAAAGCCAGGCAGCAAAAAGUGAGCAAGAACCGUCUGGUUUGGAUGCACUAGCGAGUGCAGCGGUCUUAGGAGACACAAUGGGCGAGCCAGAGGUUGCAACCACAACCAGACAUCCAAGGCACCGGGCUGGAUGCUCUUGCAUUGUGUGCAUUCAGCCACCAAGUGGGAAAGGUAGGCACAAGCCCAACUGCGCUUGCACUGUGUGUAGCACUGUAAAGAGAAGGUUCAAGACGCUGAUGAUGAGGAGGAAGAAGAAGCAGUUAGAGCGUGAUGGACCAGCAGCAGAAGAGAAGGAGAAGAAGGACAUGGAACAGGCUGAGUCUGAUAAGAAUAAGGCAGAGGAAGAAGUGAACACGGCGAGGAUAGAUCUGAACAGUGAUCCGUACAACAAAGAAGAUGUUGAAGCUGUUGCGGGGGAGAAAGACGAAAGUAGAAAAAGAAAAAUAGGGCAGAGUUCAGGCGUGGCUCAAGAAGGUGAUGUUGUAGGAGUUAAGGUUUUAGAAGGAGAGGCUGAGAAAAUUGGUGAAGAUCCGAAAGGUUCAAGCUGAUAUGGAAGGAACAAGGGAAAGACCAAAAAAGCUAAACUCAUAGCCAGUUUUCUCAAGAUGUUGUCUGAGGACAGCAAGAGUAGUAGAAGAAGAAGAAGAAGAGUGAGUGAGAGAGGUACAGUUUUGUGUUUGAUUCUGUUGUCAUAGUUGUAGGAAACAAAAUAAGUUUUUUUAGGUUCAAAACUACAAGAAUGACCCAUCUUUUGUUUUUGUAUUUUUUUUUUUUUUAUCUCUAAUGGUUUGUGGUGAGAGUUUAGUAUGUCUCCAUUAAUCUUGGGGUUUGUAGAAGGCAAAUGGAGCUAAGGAGCUUAAUGCUAGGUUAUGAAACAGUUGAGUUUCUUUUUUUUU